GGAAAGUGAGAAGGCUCGUCCCAGACCAGGCCCCAGGCCAAUGGGCGUUGGUGCUGCUGCUCACAGCUUGCUUUGCCAGGGCUGGGGUCGCUCCUGCCUUCCCUGCAAAAGACCCCGUCAGCCCGUCUGGUCCCUCCUCCAUUCCCAGCCCGUCAUCUCCUUCUCCUCUCCAAAGUCGUCCUCCAGCACCAGCACCAGCCCAGCACCAGCAGCGCCCGUGUCGUAUCGAGUCUGUCUUGUCACAACCUGCCGGGAGAUACUUCCAGCCCAGCAACAAGAGAAGAAAAAAAGAGGAGCCCGCAUUUACCCCGUCCACCAUUUGAGACGGCCCCUCUUACCGAUCACCGCGACACCAUUAUUUUUCCACCGCUACGGCACCGUGCUCUGCAAGUUAGGACGAAACUAUUCGUCCCAUCCCAUCCCAGGCCACACCCCCUCGGGUACUUGGACGGUAGGCACAAUCAAGACACAAGCAGGCACAAUCGCAUAGGAAGCCGAGGAACUGUGUCCCGCGCUUUAUUCUUGUAUACUUUCUGAGACAUCCGCACGGCUGGACACUCAACAGAGGAGACGGUGAUAUCCACUUAUUAUCUAGGGGAUCUGCCUAGCACAACCCACCCGCUUAUUAGCCGCCCGCCUAUGCCCGCCGUUGUCCGUGACUUUGGCCACCGGGACCCAGCUCUGGAAUAUCGCAAUCACGUCCACGCACGGCCAGCCCUGGACUGGACUGGACUGGACGGACUGACUGACUGGCUGGCUGUCUGGUUGUCUGCUGUCAUCACUAGCGUUGUGCACGCUACGUACCGAAGCACUGCAUACAUACCGUUUAUACACACACACCACGCACACACGCGUAAGGAGAAGGACAAGGAGAGGCGCUGACAUCACAGUCUCCAAGCCAGCCCUCUCUACAUCCUGCCACACCCUCCUCCAAUCCAUCAACUCCCGACGGCACCACCUCGGAAACAGCCAGCUCAGGUCGAGCGGAAAAGUCAGCUUGGGCUGCUUGGGGGUUGCGCACAGAAUCCGCCCGGCCAGCUUCAGGUGAACCUUAUCACCAUCAUCGAGCGGAGCGGCCAGCAACCUGCAAGCUUGCCCCCUAACUCACCACCUGCAGCAUAGUUGAUACGACCCCUCUGAAACAGCCUUCCACCCCGGCUCCACGAGUGUGUGUGACAGCCCACAAUUCGCCCAGGACGUCGCCCUGCUAGUCAAGCCACCAGCCCAGGCCGCCAGCGCCCUGUUCUCUGCGGAAACCGUGGUGCCCUUUCCUUUGUCCUGGGUCUGCGUGCGUGCCCGCUUGCCCGCUGUGCCCGCUCGCCUGUCAAUCCCAUCCCCCCGUUCCACUCAUACCCCCCCGGUGGGCUGUCCAGGCUAGGCCAGACCAGACUCGCGGACCACGGGCCAAGCAGGCUCGCUCGCUCGUGGCUUGACAGACAGAUCGUCACCUAGCUGGGGUCGUCCCGGGUCAGGCCCCAAGGCACGCAAGCUGCUCAAACUGUCCGCCCUCCUGAAAAGCUUCGGGCCCUCCUGGAUCCCAGACCACAGCAGAGCCCACCCUUCGCACACGCCCAGGCCACAUAGCGACCCGCCUGCUGUCAAAGGUCCACUUCCCUGAACAAGGGCCGCGCCAACCUGGGGAUGCUGUUGCGCGACUCAUUUCCACCAGGACAAGGCGCCGCCGCUUAGGCUCAUUCAAUCCAGGCACAGGCUCAGGCACGGGCACAGGCCACUCGCACCUCCGUAGCCCUUUUUCUAUCGCCCGCUCCGGUUUCCAUCUCGCCUCCGCCCAUAUACUUCCAUCCCCGGGGCCCAUAUGUUCAAUCGAUCCCAAGGGAAACAAGGGAAACAGCAGGGUUUUGCCAAAGAGCAGCGGAUCGCCGACGCCCAGCUGGCCAGUCUGAAACAGCUUGGUCUAAUCGGCCGCGACAAGAAGGGCUUCGCAUCCGCCUGGGGAGGAACCGAGCCGAUUACCACUGCCUCCGGCUCUGGUUCUGCGGCGAGGAAGGGGCCCAAUUACACAUCCAUCAAGCCUCCCGGCGACUCAGACAACGGGCCCUCGUUUCCGGAAAAGGGCCAUUCCAUCGCCGCUGGGACUCUACGACCGCCCUCGCACCGUUCCUCCCGUUCGACUGGCUCAAUUGGAUCCCGCGAAGGUGCUCUGCGAGCGAAUACAACCUCCAACUUUGGCAUGAUGAAUGCAGACAGGAGCCGGACCCGGAGGGAGCGUACCUUUGUGGGCGCCGAAUGUGCCGUCUGCGAGGAGCCACUGGAACACACCCUCCGCGGGGAGCGAAUACUACAGUUCUCAUGCUCCCACGUUUCGCACGAGGCAUGCUUCUACGAGUUCAUCCGGGAGUUCGAAUCGCAAUACUGCCCAACAUGCAACGCACCCCUCCACCUAGACACGAGCCGUGGUGGCAAUGUCCUCGACAUUGAGAAAAUCAGUAACAUGGUCCGCUCCGUCUCCGUCAACGAUACGAGAUCGACAAACGCGCCUACCCCGGCAGCCGCCCCGGCGCCUGCGCCGGCACCAGCUCCGCCAUCCGUAGAAUGGAAUGACCACAAUGCCCGCCCACCCAGCCGGGGCUCGGCUGCGAGACAACCACCGAUGGGCCCCCUGCCGACUCCGUCGCGCGGCAGCCUCCGAGACAACAACUCGGACAGAUACGCGGGAGGACGGAUAGGGCACAUGCGCAGCGACAGUGAGGCCACGGGCAUGACUGGGGUUGCCUCUUCCGGCGGCUAUCCCGAGACAACACAGAGCGGGCCACCGCGCCGUCACGACUACGACCUGCAGGCCAUGGAAACAAGCCUUGCCAGCCCGAAGGCCGUUGCGAGGAAUCCAAUCCCAGCUCCGACCGUCACGGUGCGAUCCGAGUUCCCUACGAUCAACCGGUCAAGACAGCAACAGACCCUCACCUGUCUUGUCACUGUCGAGGUUCCUGACAACAAAUGGAGGCCCGACCCCGACGACAUCCAGUCUGCCCCACCGAUGCCACAUCAGAGGAUCGAGGACCAGUUCCCCCAGAGGCCACCGUCUCCGGCACAGAGCGCUCCUCGUUUCUACCCGUACGAGUCGGCUGAGGUUCUGGAGGAGAUGACAGAGAACCUGCGAAAUCGCGUCGACAAUUGGCAUGGGCUUGACUUCAGCCGCUUUGGGAAACUGCGGUUGUACGGCACUCUGCGGGUCGGCAAGGACAAGCUCUCAUGGCAGGAGCUGGAAUGCUUCCUCUUCGCCGAGAUGCUCAUCUGCGUCAAGGAGAAGAAGAGCUCAGCCCCACCGCCGCAAUGGGACGACGGCUCGCCACGCAAGACUACGAGAUGCACUCUCAAGGGCUCAAUCCUGAUCAAGAAGCAUCUGAACGAGGUUUCCGACGCCGGGAGCAUCGACGAGAACAUCCUGACACUCAGCCUAUCUGUUGCAGAGCUACCCCAGUUCCACCUGCGUUUUGAGAACCGCAACCAGCUCAAGCUGUGGCAGCAAGCUCUGCUGGACUUGAACGCGGUUGAGACGUCGCCUGUGCGCAGCCCUGACUAUGAACGUGGCGAGUUCUCGGGCGAGGACGAGGAAGACUGGCGGAGGGACUCUACCAGGCCGCAGAGGGUUUCGUCGGUCGCUUCUUCGUGGGGCGGUGCAAGGUCCGCCACCACCGCGCCGACCGAUUACACGACAUUCCAAAGAAGCCCCCUCAUGGCCUCGGUACACGUCCCCAUCGAUGUGGUCGUGGUCGUGCCCAUCUCGUCAUCCAUGCAGGGUGUCAAGAUCAACCUCGUUCGGGAUGCCCUCCGAUUCAUGGUGUACACCCUGGGCGAGAGGGAUCGCAUGGGCCUGGUGACAUUUGGCUCGGGCGGCGGAGGUGUGCCUAUUGUUGGCAUGACUACAAAGGCCUGGCCCGGCUGGAGCAACGUCUUGUCGUCGAUCAAGCCCGUCGGGCAGAAGAGCCACCGCGCCGAUGUCGUCGAAGGGGCGAACGUGGCAAUGGAUCUUCUGAUGCAGCGCAAGUACAACAAUCCGGUCGCCACUAUUAUGCUCAUCAGCGACGCAUCAACAUCAGACGCCGACAGUGUUGACUUCGUUGUAUCAAGAGCCGAGGCUGCCAAAAUCACCAUCCACUCCUUUGGUCUCGGAAUGACACACAAGCCCGACACCAUGAUUGAGCUGUCGACCCGGACAAAGGCAUCGUACACAUACGUCAAGGAUUGGAUGAUGCUUCGCGAGUGCCUGGCCGGCUGCCUGGGCUCCAUGCAGUCGCUCUCGCACCAGAACGUGAAGCUCAAGCUCAAGUUGCCCGAGGGCUCGCCUGCCAAGUUCCACAAGAUCAGCGGCGCACUGCAGAUCACCAAGCGUGCAACCGGCAGAGAUGCAGAGGCUUCCCUCGGCGACUUACGGUUCGGUGACAAGCGGGAUAUCCUUGUCCAGCUAGUCAUCCUGCCAGACAAUUCAACCCAGGAGACACUGCCCCAGGAUGCCUGGGAGAGCAUCGUGUCCGGGCUUGAGGCCCUGGGGGGCCCGGUCGAGCAAGAGGACCAAAGGGCCGUGUCCGUUGAGGAGGUCCCCCUGAUCCAGGCGGAUCUCACCUGGGGCGAUAUCCUGAGGGACGGGGCUGCUAUGCACCUCCCACGGCCCUCGCUGCUUGCCAUCACAAUGUUGCCGACCAGCUCCAACAAGAAGUCGUGGAACGGCACACCGCCCAUCCCGCCGCACCCACACAUUGUGCAGCGCCGCAUGGAGCUACUCACCUCAGAUAUGCUCACACGAGCACUCACCCUGGUAAGCAGGGGACAGCAUGACAGGGCCCACACGCUGCUGAACGAGACCCGUUCGAUCCUAAAGGGUCUGGGCAAGGGCGGCCUGCCACCAGUGCCCAACAUGCCGCCCAAGUCGAACCCGUCUACACCGCAUACGGGCCAGAAUGACGCCUCGCCCACCACCGCUCUUACGCCCGACCGAAAGAACACGCCAUCUCCUUCGGCCUCGGCGACCUCAUCUGCCGCGAACGGCGGCUUCCAGCCCUCUGCUAUCCCACGGAGCCGGUCCAACGAUGGCAUCGGCCUUGGCAGCAUGGGCACGGCUGCCGGCAUCGACGCCACCACCGUCGCGGCGCUCGAUGCCGAGCUCGAAUCGUCACUCGAAUGGAUCAACCACCCGGCUGUGUUCGGGCGCGACAGCCGCAAGGCGGUCCUGCAGGCCAUCGGGGUGAUCUCGUCGCAGAGGGCAUUCACGGUCCGCACGCCGAUCGAGGCGCUGUGGGCGGCCCGCGUCACGGGCGUCAAGAAGCUGACGGAGAAGAGCCGAGAGUGGCGCGACGAGGGCGGCGGCGAGGGAGGCAUCACAGAGGAGGCGUAGACAGCGUUCCCUUCUAGCCUGCCAUGUAAUGAUUGAUUUUAUUCGCAGCUCCCCCAUAUCCUGCGGGGGGGCAGUGGGGCCGACAACAAGUUAUGGGUUUUUCUUGGUUUAUGGCUUUUUAUAUUGGGAAAAAAGAUACCACUUGACACGUUGGAUGUUGUCUUACUUAUUCUUACUCACUGGGAACUCGAAACUGCCCACAUAUGCGGACUUGUUAUAUACACACAAUAGCAACACUGGCUGGUCUCGGUCAGUUGGGGGGGGGUCACUUGGUCUUUACAUUCAGGUCCCUGGCUCAGGAUCAAUCUGGUGGCGGGGAGAGGUCCCCAGGGGGGAGAUGCGAAAGGGGCUUUUCUACCGGACAAUAUUGGCGGCGGUGGGAUUUGGUUUUCCAGACGGGGAUCUCGUGCAUGAUUUGAUGUCUCAUUCCAUUAUACUGGGGAUGUUCCUGUGAGGCCCAGGAGGGAUCACUCGUCCUCGUUGGCUCACAUAUUCUGCGUUGUGGUUGCUGUUGAUAUAUUGGUUCACUGCGCCUCUCCAUUUUAUGAGAGGCACUCAUGACACGGCCUGCUUCAUAAACAAUUCAUUCAAAUCGAUGUCUUACCUGAUGAUAACAUUGUGUGCGGUCUCACAGCGCCUCUUUUGUUCCUUGUGAUGGAAAAGAACAGGUGCAUGGCCCUGGGAACGGUCGUGCUCCAUUUUCUCCAUGUUGUGCACCAUGUCGCCUCGGGACUGCGUCGCCUUCAAGGUUCUGAUGCAAAAUGGCGGGUCUGCUGCAACCUUAUUUUGUGCUGGGCCUGUCACGGGGUGGUGUACCCGGGUGGUUGGAACAGGUUCAGACUUGUUUCUCGGCUGUCUCACGCACGAGUAAACAAGCCGGUGGUCAGGUCGCAGGUAGAGGGAUUUGACCCCGAACCAUCCGGGCAGAGCCGUCUGUCUGCAUCACUCCGUAGGGCGAUGGCAGGAACACGAAUAUGCGUUAUGCGUACGUGGCUGAGGGGGGCUGUUCUCUGGUGUCCUUCGCCACUUAAUACAUUGAGCGACGGAACCCAAGACUGCGAGACAGUGAACGGUGGGGGGGGCUAUGCUCGGCUUCCUCUUGAGACACAGCAGCCCCUCUCUGUGACACUGGAGAUGUCUGUGGAUGACAGACCGACAGGCGACGCAAGUCUGGUUACCCGAAGGACUGACCGAGCGAGCAGACCGGCAGCCCAUAGCGUCUGUGUACUUGGGAUAUAUGCAGGGCUUGAGAUGUUGCUGGAGGUGUAGAGGAAGAGACACAGGCAGAGUCAGUCAGGUCAGCCAUGGACGACGCUAAUGAGGCUAACCUAACCCAACAACCCACUGCAUCUCGCCAGCCUUUUUGGUGGGCAUCGGGUUGUGGGUACCAUUUAUUAUACGAAGGGCGGACCUUGGGGGUCGCCAUGCUGUUUUUAGCAAUUGGCCGCUGACACGGACAGUGAACUGCGACCACCUCACAGACAAACACGUAACCAUGUAGACUAGACAGAAAGGAGAGAAAGACUGGUUGAGGGAGGUCUUUGUGCCGAAUGACUGAAUGACUAGCCAGGC
Molecule: messenger RNA, 6922 nt
Organism: Diaporthe batatas
Lineage: Eukaryota; Fungi; Ascomycota; Sordariomycetes; Diaporthales; Diaporthaceae
Exons: 4
Coding region: 1817-5350 (1177 amino acids)
Source: RefSeq, a predicted model, not a curated record